This is a messenger RNA of Panicum virgatum (switchgrass), 1272 nucleotides long. RefSeq names its product serpin-Z1-like. The coding region runs from base 1 to 1242 and encodes 413 amino acids. The record is from RefSeq and is a predicted model, not a curated record. Gene Ontology annotation, molecular function: serine-type endopeptidase inhibitor activity. NCBI's taxonomy places the organism in Eukaryota, Viridiplantae, Streptophyta, Magnoliopsida, Poales, Poaceae. The transcript is spliced from 2 exons.
AUGGCGGGCCACGCCAACGCCGACGCCGUGAGGGACCAGGCGGCGCUCUGCAUGCUCCUCCUCCGCCACCUCGGAAGCCUCGACAAGGGAAUGCCCACCGCCAACCUCGCCAUCUCGCCGAUCUCCUUCCACGCCGUGCUCUCCCUCCUCGCCGCCGGCGCCUCGGGCGCCACGCGCGACCAGAUCGUCGCCUUCCUCGGCCCCGCAGGCGCCACGGCGCACGCCGAGCUCGCGUCGAAGGUCCGGUGCGCCACCGCCGUCUGGGACGACGCCCUAUUCCGCCUCAGUCCAGCAAAGGUCCGGUGCGCCACGGCCGUCUGGGCCGACGCCUCGCUGCGCCUCCGCCCAGACUUCGCCGACACCGCCGCCGCCGUCUACAAGGCCGAGGCGCGGUCGGCGAGCUUCAAGGACAACCCCACCACUGCGGCGGAGGAUAUCAACGCGUGGUUCAAGCGCAACACCGGCGGCCUUGUCAAGGACAUCGUCGGGAACGAGCCCGAGUUCGGCGACGGCGCCCUCACGGCGGCGACGCCGCUCGUCCUCGCCAACUCCGUCUUUUUCCACGGCUACUGGGUCACACCCUUCCUCCCGGACUCCACCGAGGAAGGCCCGUUCUACAUCGCCUCGCCGGAGCACGGCGCCGUUGUCCGCGUGCUGUUCAUGAGCGCCGCAGGGAAGUUCAUGCAGGUCGGCGUCCACCCCUGCUUCAAGGUCCUGCGCAUGCCCUACUGCGGCGGCGGUGACGACGGGGAACAGGAGUUCGCCACGUACAUCUACCUCCCCGACGACCGCGACGGGCUGCCGGCCAUGGCGCGGGCGCUCGGCGCCGGCGCCGGCGAGCUCCUGCGCAGCUCGGUCGUGCCUAAGGAGUCCGUGAUGGUGGGGGAGCUCAAGAUCCCCAAGUUCGAGGUGUCGCUGAGGGUGGAGGCAUCGCCGGUGCUGCGGUGCCUGGGGCUGGACCUUCCGUUCCGCUUCUCCGACGAGUCGUUCUCGGAGAUGGUGAGCCCGCCGGCGCCGCCGCUGGCCGUGACGUCCGUGGCCCACCAGUGCGUCGUCAAGAUCGACGAGAGCGGCACCGUCGCCGCCGCCGGCACCGUGGUGAUGGCGGUGGGUUUUGGCAUGCCUGUCGGUCGCCCUGUGUACUUCGUGGCGGAUCACCCCUUCGCCUUCUUCCUCAUGGAGGAUGUCAGUGGCGUGGUGGUGUUCGCAGGCCAUGUCGUCAACCCUUCGCUGCGCCACUGAUUACCAGCUCUGGUACCUGAAUAAUCUGCA